AUGGUAAGUAUGCAUACAGUCGGUGGGAGCCUUUGAACAGCCUGUUAAACCUUAACAAGUGUACAAUUUAAUAUCUACAAUAAAGCAAACAAACUAUUCCACCUUAUAACAGUUUACCAUUCUUUUUACUUCUAUUCCCUACAGAUAAUUUGAAAAAAACAAUAUCUGAAAAUCCACCCGUGUACGCUCAUUGAUUGAUUGAACAACCAUUAUAAACAAUACAAAAAACAUUCCAAAACUAACAGUCAAACGUCGCAGUCUCGCACUCAAGUCUCAAGAUCCAGUGCGCCUGUGUGAAAAGUGUGUGUGUGUGUUAUUCGCCGGUGGGGUACCUUUGGUCGUUGCUAAACUAUCGGUUCAGAACCCGACUGCUAUCCGGUUCUGGUCCGCACUAGAGUUAGCACAGUUUGCGUAUCCCCCCGCUGCCAUCCCUCCGCUGCUCAGUAUAACGAGAAGUGAGUUUCGAAAGUGAAGUGCCAAGGAACAGUGUUCUGGUGCCGCCGCAUGUGAAGGACCAAUACAAGAGGAACGCACCCCUUCAAAUUGGUUGACGGUAGGAGAUACAAGCAGUGCUGCCAUCUGGUGUUGCUGGUGAGGAAUAAUGGAUGAGGAUUGCAAUCCCUUUGAUAUCAACGAUGGAAAAAAUCAAGCGAGAAGCAAGACUGAGCUUGAUGUCGAGAAGCAUCUACUCGGUACAACGGUCAAGCUUUCCGAUGGCACGAACGGGCGGGUCUUCAGCCGUAAUGGACGAAACAAGGAAAACCUUCUCAUCUACUCAUGCCACCUCUGUGGGGUGGCCAAUCUGUCGGGAGAGCGCAUCCUGCAGACGCAUAUCGCUGGUAGGAAGCAUCAAACCCGAUUGAACAUGCCGAUGAUUGAUGCCGAUCAGUUCCGUAGCGCAUCGACCCCGAAGGUCGCCAAGGUUCAAAUGCAUAUUGCACCUGGUGAGCCGGUUCCACCCGGUAUGGAGAAUGAAGUGAAACCCGUGGCGGAACUUCAGGCCACUAUCGAUCGAUUCAAGGAUGGACCGAUGGUGGGGCUGGAGUACAUCAUGGAGCUUAGCACCCCAGGGUCGAAGGAACCAAGCUACCACUGCGUGCUGUGCGAUAAGAAAGGUGACCCGCGAACCAUUGUGGUUCAUAUCACUAGCUAUAUUCAUCGUAUGAAGUUUUUGGAAAAACAUUACCCAACCGUGAUCAACGAGCUGGCACCGUACCGUGGACAACGAGGUGGCACCAAGGAGAUCAUCAAUCGCGCAAUCCAAACCGUUUGCGAAGCGAUCGAAGACCAUCACGGUCGGUUGACGCCGAACGUGCACGAUAGUGCGGAUUAUGCUCGUAACAAGAUGAAGUACCUGCAGGAGGUACUCUUCGACAAGCACUUUGACGAACGUACGGGACCGAAGUUUGUCGAAGUGAUCGACAAGAAGAUGCUGCAGGAACAGAUGGCCGUAGCGAAUGGCACCUUGGUAGCUGAAUUGACACGGGAUCCCUCGCCGCCGGUUGUCCAAGCUCCGCAGAAGAAGACACGCCCAGCACGAGCCGACCGCAAGAGCCUGGACUCGAUAUCCAGCAUGGACUCGGUGCAGAGCAUUUCGUCCGAACAUGACGGAACCUCUUUUUCGACUCGCCGGAAGCACGCUCCGGCCUCGUUGGAAGCUCGUUCCGGAUCAACUAGAAUGUUCGACACGAAUGGAAACGCCCGCUCCGGAGUUCCACGUACUCUUUCCAACCGACCUUCCGGCCCGGGAGGUAGCACCGCAAACCCUCGCUCUCGUCCGGCGCAUUACUCACCGCCGCGGGAUCGUCGCCCCGCUAGAAGUCCCGAAUGGCGCCGAAGUCCGGCCCGUCGAAGCCCGAACCGGCGCCGUGCUCCGGUGCCAUUCCGACGCAGUCCGGAUCGUGGACGUUUCGGUCGUCACAGCCGCAGUCCACCACCGCGACGCCGAUCCCGUAGUCCUCCGGCACGGAAGCGUGGAUCGCGUAGCCCGGUGAGACGUCGCAGCCCCAUAGGUCGGCAUGAUCGAUCUCCGAUGCGGUUCGGUGGCGACAGGAAGUCCCGGUCGCCGGAACCGGAGAAACGCAAAGCCCUGCCGACGCCGAAACAGCUGGCAUUGCAAGCUUCGGAGAUUGCUCACGAGCGCUACAAGUGGGAAAAGUAUCGCUGCUCGUUGGAGAUUGCCGUUGCCCAGCUGGAAAAAGCCUUCAAAGAGCAUGAAAAAAAUCCGGAGAAACAUCCAAUGUACCCGGAAGAGUGGAAAAAGUUCUGGAACCGACGGUACAAGGAACUUCAAGCGGAAAAGAAGGAUCCAUCGAAGCAUGACUUCAAACCGGAGUGGAUCGGCUUUUGGACGAAGCGGAUGAAGGAGCUGCAUGAUGAGGAUAUUGACAAGAAAAAAGCGGAAAUCAAGAAAAAGCUAAACCUGCCCGACGAGGAAUCCGAGAAAAUCAAGGAACUGAGGGAGCAGUAUACCGUGAAGGUGAGCAAGAAGAAGCGUUCGGUAGAGCCGAUCGAGUCGAGUGAUGAUGAUAAAAUUAGUGUGAAGUCAAAGACAUCAGCUAGGCCGAAGAAUGUCCGUGUCAAAAGAUCGAGGAGUCCGAUCAGUGCGGAUGAUUUUGAAGAGAGAUCACGUCAUAGCAGCAGCAGACAUUACAGUAGAGACCGUGAUCGCGAACGGGAGAGGGCUCAUUACAAAAUGGCUUCUUAUUUGCAAGAACAACAAGAUUACGACGAAUGGGCUAGAAGCUAUUAUGGUCCGAAUAAGACUGUCUUUGUACGUACCGAGUUCGACGCAGAAGACACCAGUCCACUCAAUUUCGUUGCUGUUUGUCGCCUGUUGACUGCCUUGGAGGAAUACCUAGGUAGUUUAGGUCCUAAGGUGAUCGAUCUGCUUUCGAAGGCACUGGCUCUAGAGAAAGUUAAAGCCAAUUCGGCAGAUGAGUUGCUGCUAAACGAAGAUAAUUGUAUGUUCCUGGAAACGGUGAAAGAGAAGCUCAAAGGUCAUUUGAUGGCGGAUAUGGUAGAACCGCAAAAGAUCCCUCCGGUUAAGAAAGCGAUCAAGAACAUUGCCAGCUUAAUUCACGAAGCGUCCAAGAAGGAAAAGAAAGAACCGGAGUCAGACCGCACGUCAUGUUCCGUGGCGGUUGCGACGGCAGCGGCUGGUGGAAUUGACAAAGCUGCCAUUGCACAGAAGUUGGCCGCUGCUUUGGUGGCGCAAGGCAAGACCGACUUUACCAGCGAAGAACUGGAGGAGUUGAUCAAUGUGUACGUUGCCAUGGCGGAAGCUUCCAAGGAAAAGGAUAAGCCCGUAACGACUAGCAGCUUCCUCAACGAAGUCAUUCCAGCCAAGAGUGAGCCUGAGAAAAGACCGGAAAGCUCGUCUCGUCGUUCAGAAGAAGCUCCAGACGAUGGAAACGCAUUAGAAGGCUUGACGGAUUCGGAUUUGCAGACUUUGCUCCAGAACUUCAAAGAUCUCUCCAACGAGGAACAAUUGCAUUUAAUUUCCCAUCUCAAGAAGCUUGAGAAAACCGAUCCAGUGCGGGUGGAGAAAUUGAGGAGGUACGUCAACUUAGAUGACAAACCAUCGAGUAGUCGGGCACGGGAUGAGUACUACGAUGAUGAGGGAGAUCGAAACUACGGUGACGACAAUCAGCAUUACAAUGAUGAUGAUGGUGGUGGUGGUGACAAUUUCGAUGACGAUAGGCAGGACUACAACAAUGGAGCAAAUCAGACUAGCAAACCGGGCAACCCAAUCAAGCCGCUAGUGUCUGGAAGCUAUGGCGGAGACUCGCCGGAUCCGUACGCUAAAAAGAAGCUGAUCGAUUCGGAAGAUGAAGACGACUACAGCUACGAUGAUGUGGUUCGAGCCGCUUCCAAGAAUGUAAUCGUUCCGCCAACGAACAGCAACAGCAACAGCAUGCAAGGGCCAACCCAUCGGGCUGACUUCACCAGCGAUAACUACGAUGGUAAUUCCAACUUUUCUCGGGCAAGUAACGAGCACGGUACCCAAAUGGAUACUCAAAACAUCAUCGCAAACUUGAUGGGUUCCCUGCCUGGGAAGUCCUCCUCUGCGCAGAGUCAAGGCAACUACAGCAAUCCUAUCUCUACUAUUGGUCAAUCGGAAAACCCACGUCCGAAUCCAAACUUCUACGACAGCUCGAAUCCUUCGUACGGCAGCAAUCCGUACACUGGAGGAGGAGGUGGCGGUCCGAACCAACCGCCCGGUGGUCCCCCCGGUGGACCUUACAUGAACCAGCAAAACCGCCCGCAAUUCGCUCCAAUCCAGACGGCCAACACCAGCGUCAACAGUAUGCCCUACUACUACCAACAGCAGAUGCGUGCUCAGCAACCACAGAUGAAUCCACGGAUGCCCCAACAACAGAUGAAUAAUUUCGCUGGAGGCCCACCGCCACCUCGACCGCCGAUGCAGAACACUUUCCCCUGGCAGCAGAAUUCCGGCCAACGACAACCGAGCGCAGCUGAACCGUACCAGUACGGAAACAACUACUACUAGGGGAAAGACAAGGAUUCCGGUGACUUUACAUUGAAUUGUAUGUAGAAUUAGGCACUAUAUCGCUUGAAGGUAAAUAUUUUAAGAUGAACAGAUUAUGUUCCAGCUGAAAUGAGAACUAAAGGACAUCCUCCCUCACUAUUA
Messenger RNA from Ochlerotatus camptorhynchus, 4654 nucleotides. RefSeq lists its product as uncharacterized. Lineage: Eukaryota; Metazoa; Arthropoda; Insecta; Diptera; Culicidae. The record is from RefSeq and is a predicted model, not a curated record. Bases 602 to 4513 code for a protein of 1303 amino acids. The transcript has 6 exons.